CUCUCUCUCUCUCUCUCUUUCCUCUUUUAGCUUUGCUUCCAUGCAUGGAUUUCUCCUCCCAUCCAUGGCCCCAGAUGAACCCCUAAUAAAACAGAGAGAUAGAUACAAAACAACUACUUCCCUCUCUCUUCUCCCUCUCAUCUUCUUCAGUUAAAGGAGAAGCUGACCGAUUCCAGAGACCAGAUAUUCCGGAGUUGGAUAGAGAGAGAACGGAGCUUGGUUGGAUUCCAAAGUCUCUCACCAGAUCCCAUUCUUUCCCGCAGAAGCCAAUCUAAUCCCAGUUGGGCUAUUCUAAGAUGAAACCAGAAGCCAAGAAGUCUCAAGAUCUGAGGCCUUAUUUGACCUUCUUGUAGACCUUUCUUGUGGGCUCUUUUAUUGGCUUCUUUUGGUGCUCUCUUUGGGUCCCCUGUUUUUCAGAUGGAAGGAGAUCGAGUGCGGAGGCAUCGGUGCAAGGUGUGCUGGAAGAGAUUCCCGUCCGGCCGGUCGCUGGGCGGCCACAUGAGGUCCCACGUCCACACGGCGGUUGUCGGGAGCUCCGAGACCGACGCCGAGGAGAGGCCAACGCCGGGCAUUAGAGGAGCUGGCUAUGGGCUGAGGGAGAACCCCAAGAAGACAUGGCGGCUGUCGGAUUAUGCUGGAGAUGACGACGAGAAGCAGUGCCGGGAGUGCGGCAAGGUGUUCUCUUCCUGGAGAGCUCUGUUUGGGCACAUGAAGUGCCACUCUGAGAGGAUUUGCCGAGCUUCGGAGGAGCAAGAAGAGCAGCAGGAGGGUUCUUGGAGCAAUGGCGGGCAGUCGGAGAGCGAGGCUGCGGCGGCGGCGGCGGUGCCGAGGAGGCGGCGAGGAUCGAGAUGGAUGGCAGGGGCAAUUGCUGCGAGUUCUUCGUCGGCAUCGGAGUACGAGAAGGAGGAGGAGGAUGGAGCUAUCAGCCUCAUGAUGCUGUCGAGGGAUGUCUGGUGCACGGUGGGCGGCAGCAGUGGUGGAGUCCCGUCGGCAGCCGAGUCUUCUGAUAAGAUUCCAGUGGUCUUCGAGGGGAAGGGAAUUGGCGAAGGGGAUGGGAAUUUUGUUUCAAGAAAUGGAUAUUGGAGGAAUGGGUUCAAGAGGGCGGAAUCAGAUGCUUCUGAUGAUCGCCUUGUUAGGGACGGUGAAUUCAAGAAGCCAAAAGGCUGUAAUUCUGCUGCUGACGAGUUUGAGAACUCCUUUGAUGAGGUCGCGGGGAAGGAGAGCUCGAAGAAGAAGGAUCUGAAUUCUGCCGUUGUUACUGAAUCGGGGCUGAAGCCUGGGCUUGAUGGAAGCGAAUUCGAAGCCGAGAAGCAAAGGUUUGAGGUUUCUGAUGCUAAAUUUGGUAGAGAUUUUGUGGAGAGGUUUAGAUUUGAUGCUUCAGAUGGUAGUUUUGAUAAGGCCCCCGAGAGGAGGAGCCGUUUUGAGUGCACGUCCUGCAACAAGAUCUUCCACUCCUACCAAGCUCUCGGUGGGCAUCGGGCGAGCCACAAGAGGAUGAAGAGCUGCUGCGGCAGUGAGAACAGCUUGGAGACUGAUGCUUCUGUUGAGCACGCAGCCGUCGGGGAAAUGGUCGACCGAGGUGCGGGCAUUGAAGCUGCCAAUGGAUUAUCCAAGAAGGCCAAGAGCCAUCAGUGUCUGCUCUGCGGCAAGGUUUUCGCUUCAGGCCAGGCUUUGGGAGGUCACAAGAGAUCUCACUUGGUUGCGAACUCUGACGACCGAGGUGCUGCUGCUUCUCAUCAGCCCAUCGUGAUUCAGCAGCAGCCUCUCGAGAUGCCUGACUUGCUCGAUCUGAACCUUCCGGCUUCCAUCGAUGGAGAAUCUAACAAUACUAAUGUGAAUGCUGAGUUGAAGUCAUGGUGGGCUGCAAGCAACCUCAACCAUGAGCCACUGGUGGGUGUGAUCUCCAAUUGAUGGAGAGGUGAAGCGUUGUACAGAUUUCUUCAGACGGUUGAUGAAUUCCUGUUGCAUUCAUUCUUUCGGAGUCACUGUUCAGGUAACGGCUCCAUUUGCUGCUUACAGUUCUGUUUUCUAAGUAUAUUCAGAAUUUUGCAGUUCCUUUUCUUCCUCUCUUCGUUGGAUCUUAGAAUAAAUCUGUUGUGCUGACCUGAUCACAAUACAUGAGCUGAUUGAAGUGUUGAUGGAGCUCGGUGCUUGGCAGCGCACGAGAUUACUGAAUUGCUUAGCUCGAUACUUCAUCGGUAAAACUUGGAAGAUUCUUUUGCUUUUUGAAAUGAAAAUACUCAUUUGGUUUUGUUCAGAAGUUCAUUAGGAAGGUUGGUCAUUUUUCUUUCAUCUCUCUCAGCAUUAUAUCACUGUCACUGAGAAUGGCAACCUGGAAGCUGGAUAGUGUUGUCUAUAGUUGUUAUGAUUGCAAUGUGGACAAAAAAAAAGUUCAAGAAUUUUCGAUGCUCCUGCAGUUAUUUCAGUAGCUUGUUGUAUAAACUGCCUGUUUGUCAUCAAUAUAACAUGUUUGGUGUGUUUUCUCAUCAUAUUCAUCACAAACAAAUUGUACAGGGGGUUUCAAACUUAGGAUCCCUUUGUGGCCAAUUGCUUUGCAUGUUCUAUAAUGAAGCCAUGUAAAUGAUCUGAUCAUCUGAAAUUGGCCUGAUACUCUGGUUUAA
Messenger RNA from Phoenix dactylifera (date palm), 2621 nucleotides. RefSeq lists its product as uncharacterized. The record is from RefSeq and is a predicted model, not a curated record. NCBI's taxonomy places the organism in Eukaryota, Viridiplantae, Streptophyta, Magnoliopsida, Arecales, Arecaceae.